AUGGCAAAUGUGUCUCUCCUCUCGUUGCCAAAUGAGUUGAUAUACCAAAUUGCCUCAGACAUGUGCGUACGCGACAUCAUCUCUUUAAUUCAAUGUUACCCCACGCUUCGUCACCCUCUUCUUUGGCUCUGCGAGCACAAACGAAAGAAACAAGAAUUGCAAGGGCCUCUAACGGCGUGUAUCCAAACUGACAAUGCGGAUGGAGUCCGACUCCUGCUCUCGGUCAAUGCGGACAUCGAAUACAUCGGGGACAACACCAAUGACCGACCAAAACGAUCAACAGACCGUCGUAACUCGGGUUACUAUUGGAAUGGCUCGAACGUGUACUGGGCUCUCAAAAAUAACAACCAGGAGAUGGUGGAGGCCUGUCUUGCACAUCUUGCUCAGAUGAAGAUGGAGAUUCCAAGGCUCAGUGUGGACUCUGUUGAAAAGGCACUGCAUUUUGCUGCUCGGAACCAUUAUACUACCGUGAGGCUACUAGUGGAUCUCGGUGCCCACUGCAAUCUUACCGACGCUUUCCAUUAUUAUGAUUCGCACAAGCCGAUAUUACUUGCACUGUUCAAGUGUAGCUCAAUCUUCAACAGCAUUUUAAAGCUGCUUGUCGAGACCGGCGCAGAUGUGAGCAGCGAAGAUGUGCUUCAUGGGUUCAUCGCAACGUCCAACAGAUGUACGUUCUCCAAUGAAGAAACAGCAAAGCUGCUUGUCGAGCAUGGCGCAUCUGCCGGUGUGCGGGAUUAUAUUGCUAGGGCUGUUAUGAACAAAAACAACAAAAAAGCCUUGAUUGAACUGCUCGUUGCUUGCGGACUUAUCCCAGACAAAACCAAUGGUUGGGGUCGAGUACCAGUGAAUGUUUUCGGACCGAAAGAGACAUUUGAGGACAGGGCUUUGUUGAUAAAGCAGCUGUUGGAACUUGAUGCCAAUAUAAGACACAGAACUUUCUUUGGGCCAGCACUGCUUCAAUCGGGCAACUCGAAUGGGUCAAAGACAUGUGAAUCUGAGUCCGAAACUGAGCAAACUGGUGAUGAAACCUGCUUGACAUUCAUUCACAAAUCUGUGAAGCUUCUUUUGGGCUACAGAACCGACGGGAAAAUCGGAGACAGUGAACAACGAGGGCCCCUCCAUCAAGCUGACAACCGGGGUCUCGUGAAGCUUAUCCUCGCCCAUGGAGCGGAAGUGAAUGUAGUAGACUCCUAUAGUCAAAUGCCGCUGCAUACCAUAACAUACGGUGCAUCAAAAGCGACAGUUGAAACAAUCAAAUUGCUAUUGAAGCAUGGAGCAGAUAUUUCUGCAAAGAAUGCAGACGACAACACACCUCUUCACCUGGCGGUACUGACAUCAUCAUGGGAAGUAGUCAAGUUGCUUCUUGAUCAUGGAGCGGACCGAAACAGCCGCAAUCUAGACGGGGAGAUUCCAAUGGAUCUUUUGGCUCGUCGUCGGAGUCAUCGAGAGCAGUUCUCGCUUAACAGAGAAAAUAGGCGGGGCUUGAUAUGUUUGAAAACCUUCAAGUUCGUCGAUUCCUAUUGGAGGGGGUGGCAAACAUACUGGGCUCCUCCACCUUUUUAUGGGUAUUAG
Molecule: messenger RNA, 1572 nt
Organism: Penicillium vulpinum
Lineage: Eukaryota; Fungi; Ascomycota; Eurotiomycetes; Eurotiales; Aspergillaceae
Exons: 2
Coding region: 1-1572 (523 amino acids)
Cellular component (GO): cytoplasm; nucleus
Molecular function (GO): protein binding
Source: RefSeq, a predicted model, not a curated record